Messenger RNA from Solanum stenotomum, 597 nucleotides. RefSeq lists its product as uncharacterized. NCBI's taxonomy places the organism in Eukaryota, Viridiplantae, Streptophyta, Magnoliopsida, Solanales, Solanaceae. The record is from RefSeq and is a predicted model, not a curated record. The coding region runs from base 1 to 597 and encodes 198 amino acids. The transcript is spliced from 3 exons.
AUGGGAGUGACGCAGGUGGAAAAGGCAGAGUUGACUGCAUAUCAACUUAAGGGUGUUACUCAAGUGUUGUUCAACCAAUGGAUGGAAGAGAUGGCGGUUGAUGUGUGUCCUCUUGAUUGGAAAAAGUUUAAGGUAAAUUUUCUUGAUAGGUUCUUUCCCCUAGAGAUUAGGAAGGCAAAGGGCAAGAAUGAUCAAGGUUCCUCCAAUGAUCCUCCUAAAUUCAAUAAAGAUAAGGUGUCUAACCUUAAGCCUCAAGGAGGAAAUGGUGGUGGAUUUUCAUCGACUACUUGUGUUAAAUAUGGAAGGAAGCAUAAGGGUACAUGCAUAGCCGAUACAAAUGGUUUCUUUGGUUGUGGUAAGAGUGGUCAUAAGAUAAGGUAUUUUCCAUCACCUAUGGCUAAGGGAAGAGAAUGUAGGAAAACUCCACUUAGUGUUUUGGGUCCAAGUGUUCAAAAGGAAAAUCGAUUCUAUGAAAUUCAAACUCGUCAUGAGCAAGAGUGUUCUCCCGAUGUGGGUACCACUAUGUUGAAAGUCUUUCAUUUUGAUGCUUAUACUUUGCUUGAUCCUGGUGCUUCCUUGUCUUUUGUGGCAUCAUAA